AUGAUGAGCAGUAACUUAACGAUCCGCCCCGCCAACGACAAAGACCGUUUGGCAACGCUGGAAAACACUUGGCAGUACUGGGGCGACGGACUCUCGCGGGACGAGUUCUUUGAGAACCGUCUCAACUCGCCGCAGUUCCAGCGAUCGCGACGGUUCGUAGGGCUCGUCAAUGACAAAGUCGUUGUUUCUCUGGCCGCCUACACUUGUUGCUUUCAGUUGCAUGGCGAUGUACUGGACGGGGUCGCGAUUGGCUCGGUCUAUACCAGGGACGAACAUCGCGGGCACGGCUACGCCUCGCAACUCAUGGAAUAUGUCGACAACAUCCAUGCCAAAGGCGGGGCGAAGCUCAGCGUGCUCUACUCGGAUAUUCCGCCAGAGUUCUAUGAGCGGCUCGGCUACGCAACGUGCCCAAGCUGGCAGGGCGAGGUAGCGAUAACCUCUGGUACGCCCGCCGCCACCGGAGGUUGGAAACUUCAACCGUUCGAUCCUGCCGUUUCACUCCCUGAACUGGAGAGGCUCUACAGCGAUGACUCCGGCAACAUGCCGCUGUCGAUCGCGAGGAACCUCACCUACUGGAAGUUCACGCUCGAAUAUCGCAAAAAAGACGACUUUUACUGGCUUCAAGAUGCCGAAGGUCAGACGCACGGCUACGUUCGCAUUGCUAUGGGGAAGAAGCAGGACCUGCACAUUCUCGAUCAUGCGUUAGUCGCGCGGAGUGACAAACUGGAGAUUGCGCUCUACCUGGCAGUCAAACACUUGGCCGCUGAGCAGGCGGCCCAAAGCAUUCACACCUGGGUUCCCAACACCCCCGCCGCUCAGGCUUGCUUCAGCGUUCAACCGCGGACGAUGGAAAUCACCAUGAUCAAAACCCUCGACCCGCAAACAGUGGUCUCCACCGGAGCGAUCGAGGAUUACGACUGCAUCGAAGUCAUGUGCUGGCCCGUCGGCAAGGCCGAACGAAAGUUCGCCGGAGUCACUCAUAUCGACGUGACCGACUUCAGCCAGGCGGCCGCCGACGAUGUGAACGCCUUGUGCGACAAGUACGAAGUGGAACUCUCCGGCUUGGGCUACUACCCAAACUUGCUUUCAGCCGACGAAAGCGAAGCCGAAGUGUCAUACACCCACCUGCAACGUGUGAUGGACGCUGCACAGUUACUGGGGCUGAAGAAUGUCAACACGUUCAUCGGGGCCGAUCACCGUAAGAACUGGGACGAAAACCUGAAACGAUUCGAGGAAGUCUGGCCGGCACUAAUUCGCUACGCCGAGGAAAGAGAUCUGUACAUCGGCAUCGAGAACUGCCCCAUGCUGUUCACCUUUGACGAAUGGCCCGCGGGCAAGAACCUCGCCUACUCGCCCGCCAUCUGGCGAAGAAUGUACGACAUCAUCCCCUCGGAUCACUUCGGCCUGAACUACGACCCCUCGCACCUGGUGUGGAUGAUGAUGGAUUAUGUAAAGCCGAUAUACGAGUUCGGGUCGCGGAUCUUUCAUGCGCACGCCAAAGACAUGCGAGUGGAGCCAGACAAGCUGAACGACUGUGGCAUCCUGGGGCUCGGUUGGAGCACACCCAAAAUCCCCGGACUGGGGCAAGUCGACUGGAACCAGUUCGUGUCUGCCCUGACCGACAUCGGAUUUGAUGGUUCGCUGUGCGUCGAAGUCGAGGACGAUGCUUUCAGUGCGAAUCUGGAAGCCCGAAAGAACUCGCUACGGCUUUCGCGAAAUGUGCUACGGAAUUCAUCGCGGGGGAUCUCGGUCGCGCCCAUGCGAGCCAUGUGUGGCGUGAGCCAGAAUGUCUUCAUUUACCGGCCAGGGAAAGAUCCCGUGCUGAUAGACGGAUUGGUGGCCGCGGAUGACUCUCCUUGGAACGGAACGGUAUCUCCCGAGCGUGAUUUUCUGGGAAACGCUACCUUGGAAUACGCAUCAUCUUCGCAAAGCCGUACCACGCGGCUGUUGCUAAUCCUGGCGUUGCUGCUGAUCGCCUUGGCGGCCCCUUAUCUCACCCGUGAGAUAAGUUACGCCUUCAAUCAGGGUCGCGAGCGAGCCAGAGUCGAAUCCGCUCGUGAGUUGCUGAACGAAACUUCGGGAACAACAGCCGCGUUCCCCUGGGUCGCGCAGAGCAUGGGGCCCAGCGUGGUGCACAUCGAUACCAGCCGACCGGCAGGCUUGCCGGAUUAUGCGGACGAACUCGAAUCGCUGUAUCAGGAAGCCCCAGAAUACGAAUCACGAGGCCAAGGCUCCGGCGUCAUCAUCGAUGAUGCAGGCUACGUACUAACCAACUACCAUGUGAUUCGCAAUGCUCAGCGAAUCGACGUUAGCCUGAGCGAUGGUCGACAAUUCUUCGAUGCAAAGGUGAUUGGAACCGACUCGCUAACCGACCUGGCCGUGCUGAAGAUUCCCGAAGGCGACCUGAUCGCCGCGCCGUGGGGGAACGAUCAAGACCUGGAAGUCGGGGAUUGGGUGCUGGCCGUUGGGAACCCCUAUGGACUCGAUCGAACCGUAACUGCUGGCAUCGUGAGUGCCGAACAGCGGAACUUCGCCCGAUCGCCCUACCAACAUUUUCUGCAGACCGACGCGGCAGUGAACCCCGGCAACAGCGGAGGCCCCCUGGUCAACCUUCGUGGGGAAGUCGUUGGGAUUACGACCGCGAUCUUUGGUGAGUCUUAUCAAGGAAUCAGCUUUGCCAUUCCCGCCACCAUGGCGCGAGAAGUUUACGAGCGUUUGAAAUCGAACGGGCGUGUAUCGCGCGGUUGGCUUGGGGUUGCGCUCGCGCCGCUCGAUUCGGAGAUAGCGCAGCGAGUUGGAGUCGAUGUUGAAGAAGGCGUGUUUGUCACCGGAAUUAUCGCUGGUGGUCCGGCGGAGAAGGCUGGCGUAUUGCCCGGUGACAUCAUCAUCGAGUGGAACGGCGAACCCAUCCGCGAACCGCGCGACUUGGUUCUGAUGGUGGCCAACACCGCAGUUGGCACCGAAGCCACCUUAGUUGUGCUGCGAGGCGGGAAGCGUGAAGAACUCAACAUCGACGUCGCGGAACGCCCACCAGAUGACGAGUGA
Molecule: messenger RNA, 3045 nt
Organism: Cladocopium goreaui
Lineage: Eukaryota; Dinophyceae; Suessiales; Symbiodiniaceae
Source: the annotation of a GenBank genome assembly